AUGGUUAUCGGAAAUACUCACUGGGACGAGGAGAGCACAGGCAGCGGCAGCAGUCACCGUGCAGGUCCUUUCCAGGCGGUGCAGAAGCCGCAAGGGAGGGGGGUGACGGCGUAUCAUGUGAGCGAGGUGCUGAAGGCUCUGUGGGACGCUGACGCGGGUCUGGCGUUGUUCCGGUGGGCCAAGGAUGUGCAGGGAGUGAAGCCGGACGCGCAUGUGUACUCGAGCCUCUUUGGGCUGCUGGGGCGAUUGAAGAACGCUGAGGGACUGGAGGGGUUGGAGGAGGAGAUGAGGGAGGAUGGGUGCGGGGAGAACGUGAUCACGCUGCAGGCGUUGGCUGCUGCGUACUCGCGUGCGGGGAGGUAUGAGGAGGCGCUAGUGACGCUGGCUGAGAUACAGCAGAAGGAUGAUUCGCUCAGCCCGUUUUCUUUUGGCGUGCGUGUGGAUGUGCUAUACCGCAUGGGGCGCUACCGGGACGUGAUAAAGACCUUUCACAUGAUGCGGGAAGCCGGCUAUGCCCCGGACGCCUUCGUCUACAGCACCGUGCUCACCUGCUACGGGCGCCUGGGGAACAUCAUUGGCGCAGAGCUGGCUUUCAGAGAGAUGCUCUCUCAGGGGAUGCCGCUCAGUGUGUUCUGCGCCAAUAGCCUCAUGGAUGGGUAUGGCCGCGCGGGGUGGGUCGAUGAUGCCAUGGCUGUGUUUGACCGCAUGUGCCUCGCUGCUGUUGCUGCCAGGGGUAGCGAAGGGAGAGAAGGUGAUCAGGAGGGGGUGCCUGGUGCUGCUGGUGCUGGUGCUGGUGCUGGUGCUGGUGCUGGUGCUGGUGCUGGUGCUGUAGCUGCUGUUGCUCCUGAUGCAUCUGGGAGGGCUUUUUUGAAGGCCACAAAUGGCUUGAAAGUUUCUGCUUCUUUUCCUGGAGCGGCAACAGCAGCAGCAGGAGCAAGAGCUACUUGCACCAACGCUGCUGCUGCCGAAGUGGUGAUAGCUGCACCAGCGCACCAUCUCACCGCCACCUCCACCACCACCACCACCACCACCACCACCUCCCGUCCUUCCCCUUCCUCCAUCUGGCCGGGCCCCGACAUAAGCACGUACAGCCUGGCCAUCCACCUCCUCAGCACAGCAGGCAGGUUAUCCGAAGCAGAAGCGACGUUUGAAGCGAUGAUGGUGGCGGGCAUAGAACCAGACAUAGUAGCAUGGUCCACCAUGGUGCAGAUGUGGGCCAAGGAGGCGAAUCCCGAGAGGGCGGCGAUGUGGUUCAGGCGCAUGGCGCUGGCGGGGUGCCGGCCGGAAACCCCGGCGUACAACUCACUCAUUUGGGCGUUUGUGAGCCGCCGCAUGUUUGACGAAGCUGGGGAGGUGCUGAGUGCACUCAAACACGGGUGGGACCUGUUGGGGCCAGGGGAGGGGCAGGACGAGAAUCAAAUCGGUAUUGGUUCAGCUUAUAAGAUGCCCGACAGAACUGGUGGGCAAGUGGAAAGAAGUGGGAGUGAAGGGGCUGCAAAGGUGGCGGAUAAAAGAUGCGAUUCCUCGUCUGGCCUUGCCCCCAACCUCAUGACAUACACCAUGCUGCUGAGCGCCUGCACCGUGUCCAACGACCGCAGCGAGGUGAUGCAGCUCAUGCGCCUCAUGCUGGCCACAGAGCAUCCCGCCCACUCCAUCUUCCAGCUUCUCACAGAGGAUUCGUUUGAGUUGACUCCCAAGACGGUCGAUUCCUUUGAACUGUCUCCCGAGACGGUGGAUUCAUCUGAGUUGACUUCCAAGGUGGCGGUUAAGGAGGCUGGGAAUGGCGUGGAGGGUGACAGGACGUGGGAAGAAAAGGAAAAGGGAACUGCUGAAACGAGAGGGGGUGAGGGGGCAAGGGAGGAGGGUGGUGAUAAGGAAGUGGGGAGGGACGGGGUUGGAGGGGUAACGGUGAGAGGACUGCUGGAGAGGUGUGAGGAGUGGUGGAAUGGGGUGGUGGGUGGGGAUGUUGGGAGUGGUUUGGAGGGUGAAGGUUUGAGGCUAGCAAGGAAAGUGGAACGCGGUGACACGAGGAGAUGGGGAGGGGGAGAAAGUGAGGAGGGUGGUGAUAGAGCGGUAGUUAGGUGUGCAAUUGCAGGGGUGCUGGAGAGGGGAUUGGUGGAUUUGGAGGUUAGGGAAGUGUGGAGGGAGUGUGAGGAGGAGCGGUGGAGGGAGAUAGAGAGGAGGAUGAGGGAAGAUUCCUUCAGCAAGGCGGAUAUGGAGUGCCAGCGUGCCUUUGCUGACUCAUCCAUCUCCUUCUUGCAUAAAUUUGGGCGGCACGAUAGGGCAGCCCGCAUGUGGGACCUGUGUUACACACAGCUGCAGCUGUACCCAAACAGUGUUCGGCUGCCCGCGAUUUACGGGCGGCAUGGAAGGUGUUCGGUGGAUCUGCAUGGCAUGUCGGCAGGGACAGCGGUGACAGUUACCCGAUGGGCGUUGGAGAAGAUGCGGCAGGCUGUGGUGGCCUCCACUGCUUCAGGUAAUUCUUCAGGUGCUUUUGAUUCGUCGCUGGGAGCAUCGAAGUCGACAGUCGCAGGAGAAACUGAUUUCAUGGUGGGGGAUUCAGAAGAGAAAUCAGAGGAUGAUGAAGAGGAAGUCACAUCAAGUAGUGUGGAGGCAGCAGGAGCAUCCACGGGCGAAUUACAGCUGCAGUGGCGGCGGCCGGGGAAGGUGGAGGUGGUGACGGGGUGGGGCAAGCGCAGCCGGGUGCAGGGGGCGUCGCUGGUGAAGGCAGCGGUGGAGUCACUGCUGCUGAGGGACCUCACAGCGCCCUUCUCCCUCCACCGCUUCCACCCCGGCUCCUACGAGGUCCCCGGUGCUGACCUCGAGCAAUGGCUCCUCACGCCAGGUGUCGAGCAUUCUGCUGCUUCCCCUAGUGCCGCGUCCCCUGCUACCUCUUUCCCUCCUGCUGUUUCCCUCGUGCAAGUCAAAGCUGAAACUCAAAAGAGGGUGAGAAGCAGGCCAACAGCCAUGGCUGAAAUGGUGGCGCUGCUGCAGCAGCAGUGGACGAACCAGCAAGCAUGCAGUGGCGUCAACGCUGAUAGCAGAGGCACGAUGAGCAAGAGCAAGAGCCAGGACCAAGUAGAAUGUUCAGUGAGCAGGAACGGGGAAGAGGAGUUUAGAGACAGGCGCUACAACAACAGCCUGCAUAACGCACCCUUCCUGUCGGGCCACAACUCAGUGGGUCAGGUGACAGCCUACCACGUGACAGAGGUUCUUCGAACCUUAUCGGAUGCUGAUGCGGGGCUGGCGUUGUUCCGGUGGGCCAAAGACGUGCAGGGAGUGAAGCCGGACACAUAUGUGUACUCGAGCCUCUUUGGGCUGCUGGGCCGGGCGAGGGAAGCGGCGAAUCUGAAGGGUCUAUUGGAGGAGAUGGGGGAGGACGGGUGCGAGCACAAUGCCUUCAUUCUGAAGGCUCUCGCUGCUGCUUAUGCCCGUGCAGGGAGGUUUGAACAGGCCCUCGCCACUCUGGCUGAGAUGAAACAUCGGGGGAUUGACGAUGCCAUGGCGGUUUUUGACCGCAUGUGCCUCGCUGCUGUUGCUGCUGGUGCAGGUCAAGGGAGAGAAGGAGGAGGAGAAUUAGAACAAGCUCCCGACCUGAUCUCUUACACUUUGGCAGUGAGCCUCCUCAGCGAGGCAGGGCGGCUGUCUGAAGCAGAGGCCACGUUUGAGGCGAUGCUGGUGGCGGGGAUGCAGCCGGACGCUGUUGCAUGGGCCACCAUGGUGCUCGUGUGGGCCAGAGAGAGCAACUCUGAACGCGCUGCCAUGUGGUUCGAGCGCAUGGUGGUCGUGGGAUGCUGGCCCAAUGCGUCAGCUUACAACGCGCUGCUGCUUGCGUUUGUGAGCGCGGGGAUGUUUGACGAAGCAGAGGAGGUGCUUUCUGCAUUCAAGUAUGGGUGGGACCUGGUGGGGCAGGUGAGGGUGCUAGGAAAAGACCAUUCUGGUUCAGACGAAUGCACGCUCGCCCAACCCACACUCCCAGCAUUACCCUGGGUCAGUGGUGACAGUAACAGCCUCUGGUCAGGUCAAACACUAAACCGGACGGGAGGCAAGGCGCCCAAUUGGCUGGCUAGUGAACCUCCCAACCUGAUGACGUACGUGAUGUUGCUCAAUGUGUGCAUGGUUUCUACAGCUGGCAACGCUGUGGGUAGGUUGAUGCGGCUGUUGGAAGCCACAGAGCAUCCCGCCCACACCGUGCUCCAGCUGCUCAUGGAAAGCCUUGAGCCAUCUCGUGCAUUGUCCCACCUGUUUGUGGAGGAGUGCGGGAGUGAGGGAGGGAGUGAGUAUAGUAGCUGGGGAUCGGCCAAAGGGGAUGAUGUUGCGAAGGUGAUGGCGGCAGGUUUAUUAGAGGUGGAGUUGAGGGAAGUGGAGAUCAAUGAGCCGCCUGAUGCAUUGUUCCACCUGUUUGUGAAGGAGGCCCGGAGUGAGGGAGGGAGUGAAGGAGGAAGUAAGGGAGGGUGUGAGGAGAGUAGCUGUGGGAAGGACAAGAGGGAUGGUAUUGGUGAAUGUGUGUUGGACCUACAUGGUGUGUCAGCAGGCACGGCAGUGACAGUGACCCGAUGGGCUUUGGAGAAGAUGCGCCAGGCUGUGGUGGCCUCUGUUGCUGGUGCUUCAGGUGCUGUUAUUUCAUCGCCGGGAGUAGCAAGGGGAGCAGUAGCAAGGGGAGCUGAUUCCAUGCUAGCAGCAGCGGAUUUAGCGGAAAAAAUAGCGAAUGAUGAAGAGGGUGCUGCAUCAGGUAGAGGUGGUGACGGGGUGGGGCAAGCGCAGCCGGGUGCAGGGGGCGUCGCUGGUGAAGGCAGCGGUGGAGGCGCUGCUGCUGAGGGACCUCACAGCGCCCUUCUCCCUCCACCGCUUCCACCCCGGCUCCUACGAGGCCUCUGGUGCUAA
Molecule: messenger RNA, 4884 nt
Organism: Closterium sp. Naga37s-1
Lineage: Eukaryota; Viridiplantae; Streptophyta; Zygnematophyceae; Desmidiales; Closteriaceae
Source: the annotation of a GenBank genome assembly